AUGAAUUUUAUACGUAGAGGUAUCAAGAGUAUUACCAGAACACAAUUAGAAACAUCAAAGUUCGGUUUCUAUUUAUUAACCCCAAUCGCCAUCAUGUAUUGGGUUGGUUUGGAUACAGAUAGGAAAUUCAAUUUACCUGGUUUUUGGCCCGAUCCAUCCACCUUAAAUCAAGUUCCUAAAGAACCUCAUGAAAUUCAAGCAGAAUUGGCCAGAAUUAAACGGGCAAGACUUGAAAAGAGAAAGAGAUUGGAAGAAAAAGCUAAAGAAUUGGGACUUCUAGAAGAAAAGGAAAAAGAGGAAGAAGAAGAGAGGCAAAAACAACAGCAAGGUGGUGUUGUGGCUGAAGCUAGUACAUAA
Messenger RNA from Hemisphaericaspora subhashii, 357 nucleotides. It is a transcript of the gene PET100, whose product is annotated as Pet100p. The record is from RefSeq and is a predicted model, not a curated record. Bases 1 to 357 code for a protein of 118 amino acids. The transcript is spliced from 2 exons. Lineage: Eukaryota; Fungi; Ascomycota; Pichiomycetes; Serinales; Debaryomycetaceae. Gene Ontology annotation, biological process: mitochondrial respiratory chain complex IV assembly. Gene Ontology annotation, cellular component: mitochondrial inner membrane; mitochondrion.